Messenger RNA from Colletotrichum karsti, 966 nucleotides. RefSeq lists its product as uncharacterized. Gene Ontology annotation, biological process: L-arabinose metabolic process. Gene Ontology annotation, molecular function: alpha-L-arabinofuranosidase activity. Bases 1 to 966 code for a protein of 321 amino acids. The record is from RefSeq and is a predicted model, not a curated record. NCBI's taxonomy places the organism in Eukaryota, Fungi, Ascomycota, Sordariomycetes, Glomerellales, Glomerellaceae. The transcript has a single exon.
AUGAGAUUCUCAACUCUUGGUGCCCUGCUCGCGUCGGCAGCGGGUAUCGCGGCUCAGUCUUGCGCGCUGCCGUCGACGUACUCCUGGACCUCGACCGGCGUCCUCGCAACCCCAAAGUCGGGCUGGGUCGCCCUCAAAGACUUCACCGUGGUCCCGUACAACGGCCAGCACCUCGUCUACGCCACGACCCACGACACCGGUACCUCCUGGGGCUCCAUGAACUUCGGCCUCUUCUCGGACUGGUCCCAGAUGGCCUCGGCCAGCCAGAACGCCAUGUCCCAGGCCGCCGUUGCCCCGACUCUUUUCUUCUUCCGCCCCAAGAACAUCUGGAUCCUGGCCUAUCAAUGGGGCCCGACCCAGUUCGCCUACAAGACGUCCAGCAACCCGACCAUCGCCAACGGCUGGUCCGCCGCGCAACCCCUCUUCUCCGGCACCAUCUCCGGCUCCAGCACGGGGCCGAUCGAUCAGACCGUCAUCGGCGACAGCACGACCAUGUAUCUCUUCUUCGCGGGCGACAACGGCAAGAUCUACCGCGCCAGCAUGCCCAUCGGCAAUUUCCCCGGCAGCUUCGGGACCUCGUCGCAGGUCGUCCUUAGCGACACGACUAACAACCUCUUCGAGGCCGUCCAGGUCUACACGGUCAAGGGCCAGAACAGGUACCUGAUGAUCGUCGAGGCGAUCGGGGCCAACGGGCGGUACUUCCGGUCCUUCACGGCGACCAGCCUCGGCGGCUCGUGGACGCCGCAGGCGGCGACGGAGAGCAACCCCUUCGCGGGCAAGGCCAACAGCGGCGCGACGUGGACGAACGACAUUAGCCACGGCGAACUGGUCAGGAGCGAUCCCGACCAGACCAUGACUGUGGAUGCCUGCAACUUGCAGCUGCUGUACCAGGGCCGCGCGCCCAGCUCGGGAGGUGAUUACGGUCUGCUGCCGUACAGGCCGGGCGUGUUGACGCUUAAGCGAUGA